Molecule: messenger RNA, 2110 nt
Organism: Camelus dromedarius (Arabian camel)
Lineage: Eukaryota; Metazoa; Chordata; Mammalia; Artiodactyla; Camelidae
Product: serine/arginine repetitive matrix protein 3
Exons: 2
Coding region: 201-764 (187 amino acids)
Source: RefSeq, a predicted model, not a curated record
UCUCGGGGCCAAGCCUCCGCGGAAAACAACGCUCAGAUCCCACCCGCCGCGCGCCCGGUUGAAAGGGGCCGGUUCUCCCGAGUGGGGCUUCCCGGGUGGGCCGCACACGCCUGACGAGCUGGGAAAAGAGCACGGGACGAGGGUCGGGCUCAAGGAGGGGAGCUGGGGUUGUGGGACGACGGAGACGGAGGAAGAAAGGGAUGGACAGGAGGCCGGGACUGGGCGGGGUGAGGACAGCUCGACGGGAGAGGCUGGGCUCCGGGGAAAGGAGCCGGCGGAGUCGGGGACGCAAGGGUCAAAAUCCGCCUGACGGAUCUGGCGAAGAGGAGCCGGUGGCUAAGGAGGAACGCCGGCUUGAAUUUCCUCCGCAGAGUCCCGAAGUCUCUCCCCGCGGACAUGGUGGAGCCGGAGGAGCUGCCGCCGCCUCGGCCCAGAGACCUCCGGGACGACGCUGCUCCAGCCGGUUGACCGAGAGGCUAGAGGAAGGGCGGGCGCCGAGCUCACUCGGGCCCUACUGGGCCCGGCGGCGGAGCCAGGCUGGAGGGCAGGGCUCCUCCACACAGACCCGCAGCCGCCGCCGCCGCCUCCCCUCGGAGUCGCCCAGCACCGAGCGAGGCCCGCGGCUGCGACGGGAAGGGGGCCGUGCUGGAGGUGUGCUCGGCGGUCCCAGGGCUGGAGCCAUUCCCUUCUCAGCAGCCCACUGGGGUGAGGGUGGCGCAGCCGGAACGCAGACGCGCCCGGGGCGCCUCACACGCGGCGCCUGAGCGUCGCCGCCGCCGCCGCCGCUGCCGCAGCCCGACCCGCCGAGUGCGCGAGCCUCCCGCGCGGCGCCCCGCCAGCCUCAUUAUUUUUAUUCUACGAAGUCUUUCAUCCAAAUUUAGUUAUCUGCGUAUUAUUUUAGGUUUUUUUUAAGUGGCAUUAUUGUUACAUGUAAUGCUUUAAUGCAUCUGGAAAGUAUUUUACACUACAGUAUAAAGUGUAGAUCUGAAAUGAUCCUCUGACUUCCAGGCUGUUUUUCCAACACCAUUUGCCGCAUAAUCCCCUCUUCUCGUUGGUUGGUGAGCUUUCUUUCUCAGUAAAUUCGUAUGUUAUUUGGAGUAGUUUCAGAGUUAUCUACUUUUUUUGGUUUGUCCAUUAGUUCUUGGUGAUACAACCUUGUUUUAUUUCUGUAGCUUUAUGAUACAUUUAAUAUCCAGCAGAGAAAAUGUCCCUUCCUCAUACAACUUAUUUUUCUUUAACAAAAAUUUUGUAGUAAACUCAUCUGUUAAUUUCCCAGUGAAAUAAAGCCAGGGAAAUUUUGUCAAUUUCUAAAUUCUAAUUGUGUCACAUUCUUUUAAAUUGUAAUUGGAAGUGAAGUGUGAUGAACUAUGAAUUAACCAACAGAGAUUUGAAUUCUUUUCAUUAGCUUUCCAUUCAAGAAUAUGGAUGUUUCUGUAUUUUGUUACAUCUUUUAUAUAGCUUAUGGAUCUAAUACAGUUCUUAGAGGUAGUUAGAAUAUUUAAAAAUUGCUAUUGUGGCUGGAAUAUUUUCUGCCAUCACACCUUCUAACUGGUUAUAUAGAAAUAUAGUAAAUAGUAAAUAGAAAAUAUAGUAAGUAACAGUAAAUAGAAAAACUUUUUGUGUGGAUUUACUUUGCACACAGGCUCUUUUGUGUUCAAAAAUUUUGAGUUGGUUCCAAUUUUCUGGCUGUAUAAUUAUAUUUUUACAAGUGAUAAUAUUUCCUUCCUAUACCUGUAUCUAUAUCAUCCAUAUCUAUAUAAAGGAUUUCAAUCUAACAUGAAUGAAAAUAUGAAAUGGGAAAUCUCACACAUGUGCCCUCAGAAGAACAGAACUUAAGCAGAGAGACUGAUUGCCAUUAAAUGCCUGAUUUACAGAAGACUGAGACUUAUCUCCUUAUCAAUGAAUAUUCACCAAGAAUAUCUCCCCAUCCUCAAGCCAAUGAACUUACUGCUUGGACUCCGGCUGGAUUUCCCCCUUUUUGUACUCCUUGCUCAUAAAUAGAGCCCACCCCAAACCCUCAGUGGACUCACUGUAUCUUGCUAUAGCAUGCAUUUCCUGAGUUGAAAUUCUUCUGCUACUCCCAAAUAAACUCAAAUCUCUGGUAAUCUGA